Messenger RNA from Nakaseomyces glabratus, 285 nucleotides. RefSeq lists its product as uncharacterized. The record is from RefSeq and is a predicted model, not a curated record. NCBI's taxonomy places the organism in Eukaryota, Fungi, Ascomycota, Saccharomycetes, Saccharomycetales, Saccharomycetaceae.
AUGUUCUCUGAUAAAUGUGCGAGUGUUGGUACACUAUCGAAGUUCAGAAUAUUCGUGAUUGGGUCUUUAGAUGAGGUAGGCGCCCCUUCGCACAGUGUCUGUAUGUUCACAGGCAAGGACACCAAAGGACUGCGACUAUGGUCUCCCAACCACUUGCAGAAAUAUGAACGGCAAUGCUAUAGACGUAACUGGUGUGCACCAGAAGUUCAACGAUGCUCUUACUUUGGCAUGUUCGAUGGCAAUGAAUCUACAUUUGCUCAUUUUGUAGGGUUGAGUGUACUCUAG